Molecule: messenger RNA, 1797 nt
Organism: Pestalotiopsis fici W106-1
Lineage: Eukaryota; Fungi; Ascomycota; Sordariomycetes; Amphisphaeriales; Sporocadaceae
Exons: 2
Coding region: 1-1797 (598 amino acids)
Biological process (GO): DNA-templated transcription; regulation of transcription by RNA polymerase II
Cellular component (GO): nucleus
Molecular function (GO): DNA-binding transcription activator activity, RNA polymerase II-specific; zinc ion binding; RNA polymerase II cis-regulatory region sequence-specific DNA binding
Source: RefSeq, a predicted model, not a curated record
AUGGAGUCGCAACUGUUUGUCUGGUCAGCGUCUGCUUCGUCAAAUCGAAAGCGCAAGAGACAGCCGAUCCUCUCAUGCGCGCGCUGCCGACUUUUCCGCGUCAAAUGCGAUCGCGACCGGCCCUGUGGCAGCUGCAAGCUAGCGGGGCGUGAGAGCGCCUGCAAGUAUCAAGAGACACUCGACCAUGAAACUGCUGCAUCCUCAUCGGUCGCUCGGAAAGACACGAACCACACGAAUUACGUCGACGGUGAUGGUGCCAAGACGCCGCAAAUAUUUGCCUAUGUUCAUGGGACAGCUCGACUCAGUACCUAUACAACUGGAUGGGCGCAGCUUUUUGAGGAAGCCAAGGACUACGCAUUUGGCAUUGCCCCCGACUUUAAGCCAAUAUACCGCAAGUCACAAGCUCACAGGGAUAUUUUUAGCAUGGCAGCUGGUGAUUUAUCACUUUCAUCUUCGGCAAAUGUCAUGCUGGACAAAUCGGAGCUUUCUGCACUGUUGCCAGACAGGCAAGUGGCCAAGCAGCUACUAGAGACCUACCUGAAGACCUUUGAAACAUUAUUCCCAAUGUGGGAACCUCGGGUCGACAUUGCUGGCGAGUUUGAUCUGCUCAAGCAGGACAAUGAGCACCACGCCUACUCAUCAUACCAGCAAAUGUUCAUGAUGUUGGCUCUUGGCUGCUGCUCAUCUCAGCUGAGCCUUCCAGGAGUGGACCAAGCCGAAUCAUGUCAGGUCUUUCUAGACGCUGCCGCAAUUGCUAGCAAACACAUCAUUUGGGAUGUCCCCGACUACCCUUCUUUACGAGCACAUUGUAUGGGAAUCAUUGCAAAUCUUGCACUGCACGAUACAGUCAGUCAUCUUCCGACGUCUCCUGCUCUUGUGGGUCUCGUGGUUCGUGCUGCCAUGUCCAUGGCAAUGCACCGGGAUUCACGUCAUUUCGAGGGCAUGCCCGAGUCUGAGGCCAUGAUGCGCAAUAGGCUGUGGACUACGAUAGUAUGGCUUGAUUUAUUUACGUCUGCCGUCACCGGGAUUCCUCCUCUUAUUCGGACAGACAGCCAUGACGUGAAUCCGAUAGGCACAUAUGGCGAAACAUCUCCAUCGAAUGACGGCAGCUCUGAGUUCCUCACCUUACUCACGAAGGUUUUGCCCACGGCAGAAUUAAUCAUCACAAAAAGCAACUCUGUCAACCCAGAAAUAGACUACGCCAAAGUAAAAGACUGCGACAAUCUUCUAAAGCGUUCACUGGACAACUCACGAAACCUUCCCGACUUACUUCAUGCAAGUAUGCUUGACAUCUUUAUACGUCGGACUCUCCUUGCACUGCAUUUGCCGUACUCGCGGCAUGGGCGAUACCUCCAGAAGUAUCCAGACUCUCAUUGGGCAGUUCUCGAGUGUUCUCUGGCACUGCUAAAUUGUCACCAGCGAUUUGCAGCUGAAGAAGAUAUGCAGUGGUUUAUAAACAUUUUCAGAGAUGACAUGCAACUGGCGUUGAUAUAUGUUGUUUUAGGUAUCAGACGAAAGGAUUUCAGCCCACCAUUAGAUGCCAUCCCCCAGCUUGAGAAUGACCCAGAGGAAAUCGCUUGGCAUGCUAUACGACAGUCAGUGGAAAUUUUUAACGAUCAGGCACAUAAAUCUUGGUCUCAUUAUAGAGUGUAUUUGACAUCGCUUUGGAUGGUCACUGCUCUGGAGGCUUUGAAGUCCUCUACUUCUCUGUCUAUGUUGGCAAUGAUGAGCGAAGCAACCGAGAACGCAAUAAACGACAUUACAGCAAGGUUCCACGAGAGUGAUAUUGGGGAAUAA